UGGCGGCUUCGCGGGUGCCGGACCGGACGGAGCGCCGAGCUGGAGACCGAGAGGAUUUCGCUGGGGAGGCGAUUCGCGUAUGAAAUUUCCUGAAUGCUGCUCAUAUUCUGGCCGCCUUCAAGCAAAAGAGCAAGAGUUCGAUCUGGCUGUUCUUGAAAUUUGGAUGAUAUUGUUCAGGUCUGGCCAUGGAAGCUGAGAACGAAGUGGAGAGCAGCAGUGAUGCUGCCCCUCGGCCAGAGCGGCAGGAGGAGCCCUCCGAGAGCGGCCUCGGCAUGGAGACGUCCGAGGCCGUGUCCGCAGACAGCAGUGAUGCUGCCCGGGUGCCAGUCACUCUCUCAGAAGCAGACGAGUCGGGGGUCGGCCAGAGCUCUGACCGCGGAGGCGUCUCUCUGGCCGAGGUGUCUGAGAGCAGCCCCGGCAGAGACGCCCUACCCAGGGCCUACCUACCCGACUCCUCCUCCAUCGCACAGCCCGCCCUGGUGUCCAGCAUCUCUGCCGCCACGAGCCAGUCCCUCCUGAUCUCGCAGUCCCCGCAGGGCCUCGUUCACUCCAGCGUGCUGGCGGAAGGGGCUGCCGUGGUGUCGGAUUCCACGGCCUCCACCUCCUCUGACCUGGGCUCCGCCAUCGACAAGAUCAUCGAGUCCACCAUCGGGCCAGACAUCAUUCAGAGGUGCAUUGCUGUGACCACUGAAGAGGACGGCGGGGCGCAGACCACCCAGUACCUCAUCCUGCAGGGGCCAGACGACGGCGCACCUGUGAUGUCCCACCUGGCCAGCUCCGGCUUGGCCCCUGGCGUGGCAGCGGAGUCUCUGGUGGACGGCCCCACCUCCACGUGUGUGGAGCCCCCGGCCCCGUUGGAGCGGCCUGCCCCGUUGGCCCAGUCCGGGGAGCCCGACCUGGAGAGCCUGGAGGAGCUGAUGGAGGUGGUGGUGGUGCAGCAGUUCAAGUGCAAGAUGUGCCACUACAAGAGCAGCGUCAAGCAGACCCUCCUCCACCACAUGCGGGAGCGGCACUUCCAGCCGGCUGCAACUGCUGUCUUGAAAAAGGGGCGCCCACGUAAGGGGGUUUCUGUGCAAAAGUCCCCUGCGGUAGCGAAGCCAGAGGAGGAGGAGGAAGACGACGACAUUGUGGACGCUGGGGCUCUGGAUGACGCGGAAGAUGACAGUGACUACAACCCGGCUGAGGACGAGCCCCGUGGGCGGUUGCCCAAGCCCAGCCGCCCCCUUCCCUCCUCCAGCGAAGAACGGCUGCGCCGGCGUCCAGGAAGGCCCCGCAAGUUCCCUCGCUUGGCAUCUCUGCCUCAGACGGAAGGUGACGGGAUGGAUCCUGUGGUCUCCUCGCAGUGUGCCCCUCGGGGAGACCUGCAGGGCGCCGAGGCAGCCAGCUCCUCCGCUCCGGCCCCCCUCCCUGGCGGAUGUGUCGCAGAGCCUGCUGUCAGCCAGUCUGACUCCGAGAACAGAGACCCCGCCUCUCACGAGGAGCCGGAACAGAUUCCCCGCCGGCGAGGCCGGCCCUCCCACCGUUUCCUGGGCAAGAAGUUCUGCAAGUACAUGGGCCGCAGGUACUGCUACAAGUCUGCCAAACCCCUGAUGCGCCCCUUCCUGUGCCGGAUCUGUGGCUCCCGCUUCCUCACGCACGAGGACCUGCGCUUUCACGUCAACUCACACGAGGCCGGCGAUCCCCAGCUCUUCCGCUGCCUGCAGUGCAGCUACCGUUCCCGGCGCUGGUCGUCUCUGAAGCACAUGUUCAACCAUGUGGGCAGCAAGCCGUACAAGUGCGAGGAGUGUGACUACACCAGCGUCUACAAGAAAGACGUGAUCCGCCACUCUGCGGUGCACAACCGGGACAAGAAGAAGCGAGCUGACCCGCCGCCCAAGCGGAGCUCCUUCCCUUGCCCCAUCUGCAGCCGCGUCUACCCCAUGCAGAAGCGCCUCACCCAGCACAUGAAGACGCACAGCGCUGAGAAGCCCCACAUGUGCGACAAGUGUGGGAAGUCCUUCAAGAAGCGCUACACCUUCAAGAUGCACCUCCUGACCCACAUCCAGGCCAUCGCAAACCGCCGGUUCAAGUGCGAGUUCUGCGACCACGUCUGCGAAGACAAGAAGCUGCUCCUCAACCACCAGCUCCUGCACAUCAACGACAAGCCCUUCCGCUGCGGCCUCUGCUCCUACGCCACCGUGCGCGAGGACUUCCUGCUCUCCCACAUGGCCGUCAAGCACACAGGAGGCAAGCCCUUUGCCUGCGAGCUCUGCCACUUCACCACCAAGCACAAGAAGAACCUGCGCCUCCACGUCCAGUGUCGCCACGCGGAGAACUUCGAGGACUGGGUGCAGCAACACCCGGAGGAGCCCCCCUGCCGCCGCCGCCCCUUCUUCACCCUCCAGCAGAUCGAGGAGCUGAAGCAGCAGCACAGGCAGGGCCAGCCGGCCGCGGAGGCAGCCACCCCCCGCCCAUCGCAGGCCACCUCCCAGCCAGUGGAAGCGCCGCCUGCCCCUGAGCCCCCCGUCCUCGCGCCAGAGCCGCUGGAGGGGGCCACCGUCAUCUAUGAGGCAGGCGUAGAAGGCUCGGCCGAGCUGGCCACGCAGACGGCGCUGGACCUCUUGCUGAACAUGAGCAGCCAGCGAGAACUGCCCGGCAGUACCCUGGAGGUGGCCAUGGUGCAGGCAGACGGCUUUCCCCAGGCCUCCGAGGGCCAGGCGCCUCCGGAAGGUGGGGGGGAGGAGGAGGACUCCCACACCAAGGUGCUGACCCUGCACGUCACGCAGCAGAGUGAGGCCCUGGUGCAGGAGGCCUAUGAGGAGACGGUCCUGGGCAGCGCUGAGCUCCAGCAGGUCACCAUCCCCUUCAGCGGCACGACGGAGUACAGCAUCAUCGCCCCCAGCGGGGAGGCCAGCGGCACUCUCUAUGGCGAGGAGGAGGAGGAGAGUCCCAGCGAGGCGGUGCAAGCGGUGAUCAGAGAUACCCUGAAGGACAUCGUGGCCCCUCCCGGCGGCCUCCCAGGGGGCCAGCAGCCUCCCGCAGAGCCCCUGGUGCAGCGCUUGACUUGGCAGGCCCCCAAGGCCGUGGCCCCGGCCCCCGAGAGCCAGACGGAGGCCUCCCCCCAGGCAGAGGCGUCCAAGAAGCUCCCCUGCAAGAAGCUGCCCCCCGGCCAGGGCGCCUCCUCGGCCAAGAAGUUCUCCUGCAAGGUCUGCACGGCGACGUUUGCCGGCCGGGCGGAGAUGGAGAGCCACAAGCGGGCCCACGUCGGGCCCAGCGCCUUCAAGUGCCUGGACUGCCCCUUCACGGCCCCCGCCUGGCCGGACGUCCGGAGACACAUGGAGCAGCACGCCAGCCUCCGGCCCCACAAGUGCCAGCACUGCAGCUUCGCCUCCAAGAACAAGAAGGACCUGCGCCGGCACACCCUCACCCACACCAACGAGAAGCCCUUCUCUUGCCACGUCUGUGGGCAGAGGUUCAACCGCAACGGGCACCUCAAGUUCCACGUGCAGCGGUUACACAGCUCGGAAGGGAAGCCGCCGGCGGAGCCUGCGCCCAGCGCCCCCCAGGCCAUCAUCCUGAACAGCGACGAGGAGACCCUGGAGACCCUGCAGACCGCUCUGCAGUCCAGCCAGGCCCUCCUGUCUCCAGAGGGGCUCCACCAGGCGCUGGGGCAAGAGCACAUCAUCAUGGCCCAAGAGCAGAGCGGCCCCGAGCAGGAGGAGGAGGAGGCCGCCUACAUCCAGGAGAUCAUGACGACGACGGCCGACGGGCAGAUGGUGCAGCACCUGGUGGCAGCCGAGAACCAGGUCCAGUACAUCAUUACCCAGGACGGCGUCCAGCACCUGCUGCCCCACGAGUACGUCGUCCUGCCCGAGGGGCAUCAUAUCCAGGUGCAGGAUGGGCAGAUCACGCACAUCCAGUACGAGCAAGGCAGCCCGUUUGUGCAGGAGCCCCAGAUCCAGUACGUCCCCGUGUCCCCCGGGCAGCAGCUCGUCACCCAGGCUCAGCUGGAGGCAGCCGCCCACUCUGCAGUGACAGCAGUGGCGGAUGCUGCCAUGGCCCAGGCCACGUUGGGCACAGAGGGCGCCACAGAACAGCUCCACCAGCUGCAGCCCGGCGUCCACUACGACAUCAUCACCCUGGCAGAGUAGAGCGAGGGGCGGACCUUCUCUUCCACCGAGGCGACCCGCUGCCGUGGGGAAGCGGGACUGGGGGUGCGCCCGGGUCGUGCCUCCUGCCAUUCCCCGGCCUGGGCUGGCGGCUGUCUUCUCGGGAGCAACCGCAGCACGCAACUGGGUGGGGGGGCAGCGGCAGGUAGCCUGGCCUCCCUGGGGCUGGCUGGCAGGGGCCCGCGGAGAGGUGCUGGACUGU
Messenger RNA from Gekko japonicus, 4350 nucleotides. RefSeq names its product zinc finger protein 335 (gene ZNF335). The transcript is spliced from 29 exons. Gene Ontology annotation, molecular function: RNA polymerase II cis-regulatory region sequence-specific DNA binding. Gene Ontology annotation, cellular component: nucleus. Bases 186 to 4130 code for a protein of 1314 amino acids. The record is from RefSeq and is a predicted model, not a curated record. Gene Ontology annotation, biological process: regulation of gene expression; positive regulation of neurogenesis; brain development. Lineage: Eukaryota; Metazoa; Chordata; Lepidosauria; Squamata; Gekkonidae.